Messenger RNA from Ceraceosorus guamensis, 1008 nucleotides. RefSeq lists its product as hypothetical. Gene Ontology annotation, biological process: iron-sulfur cluster assembly. Bases 268 to 951 code for a protein of 227 amino acids. Gene Ontology annotation, cellular component: mitochondrion. Lineage: Eukaryota; Fungi; Basidiomycota; Exobasidiomycetes; Ceraceosorales; Ceraceosoraceae. Gene Ontology annotation, molecular function: iron ion binding; 2 iron, 2 sulfur cluster binding; 4 iron, 4 sulfur cluster binding. The transcript has 2 exons. The record is from RefSeq and is a predicted model, not a curated record.
CGACUCGACCUCGACAACGCCUCCCCGACUUCUCACCUCUCUACUACCCGCAUACCGUAUCGUACUCUUACACAAGAGACUAGCUCACUACGCUCCUCAGCUCUGACUUACCAACGAAACCAUCUCGCCACGCCAUUCGUCAUCGCCGGGAGAGGUGCGCUCAAUCACUGCGACUGAACGCACGCUCACGCCACAGACAGUAGCACCACUAUAAUAAGAGCCAAAUUUUGGCUGACAGGGGUGGCGUGGAGUUGAGCGACUGCAGACAUGGCUCUUGCUAGCAGCUCACGCGUGGUGCUGCGAAUCUCGCAACAGGCGCUCUCGAGCUCCUUGAGUAGAGCUUUGCCAAUACUCACAUUACCGCAUACCGUGCUGCGACCAGGUGGACGACAGAGGGGCGAGCCAUCACCAAGCCAAUCGGCCCGUCUACUCUUCCACGCUCGCUCAAUUAGACAAAACGUCACCUCCGAGCAGCGGUCCGUGCCAUCUCCAGCUCCAGCAGUGCCAAAUGAAUCUCACGCCCCGCCCGACCUGACGCGGAUAACGAGACGGCCGUCAAGCCCCGAAGAGCCAAAGGUCUUGGAGGGUGGCGAUCCAAAGGUACUCUUGACAGAGACUGGAGCUGCGAGGCUGGAUGCGGUAGCAGAAAGAGAAGGCAAAGACGGAAUCGCUCUUCGGGUCGAGGUCAUGCCUGGUGGCUGUCAUGGCUAUCAGUAUGCCAUGAACGUGGUCGACGAGGGCGCAGAAGAGGAUGACUUCUGCUUCACAUCCAUCACAUACCCUCGAGCCUCUUUGCUGAUCGACUCGGUGAGCUUAAGGUUGCUCAAAGGAUCGACCAUCGACUACGCAACGGAAUUGAUCGGAUCUCAGUUUGUCAUUCGAGACAAUCCUCAAGCAAAAGGCGCUGGAUGCGGGUGUGGAGUCAGUUGGGAACCAAACGUGGACAUUUGAGGCGCAUGUAUGCUUGUAUGUUCAUUUUUAUGCGCACGAAAAUUUGAGCAAGACGGU